AUGGUGGUCUGUGAUGAAGAGGAGCAUGGGACCAUGGGUGCAGGGGAGCAUGGGACCAUGGGUGCAGGGGAGCAUGGGACCAUGGGUGCACGGGAGCAUGGGACCAUGGGUGCAGGUCUGCAUGGGACCAUGGGUGCAGGGGAGCAUGGGAACAUGGGUGCAGGGGAGCAUGGGACCAUGGGUACAGGGGAGCAUGGGACCAUGGGUGCAGGUCUGCAUGGGACCAUGGGUGCAGGGGAGCAUGGGACCAUGGGUGCAAGGGAGCAUGGGACCAUGGGUGCAGGUCUGCAUGGGACCAUGGGUGCAGGGGAGCAUGGGACCAUGGGUGCAGGGGAGCAUGGGACCAUGGGUGCAGGUCUGCAUGGGACCAUGGGUGCAGGGGAGCAUGGGACCAUGGGUGCAGGGGAGCAUGGGACCAUGGGUGUAGGGGAGCAUGGGACCAUGGGUGCAGCGCGGGGGCGGGGAGUGGAAGCGGAGGGGAAGGCGGAGUGGAAGCGGGGGGGAAGGCGGAGUGGAAGCGUGGGGGAAGGCGGAGUGGAAGCGUGGGGGAAGGCGGAGUGGAAGCGUGGGGGAAGGCGGAGUGGAAGCGUGGGGGAUGCUUUGGGGAGCAUAAGAGUAUCGGAUCAGCGGGGCAUCGGAGCAAGGGAGAAGCACAACGGGGGAGCAGCGAGGCGCGGGAGGGAAGAGGAGCAUUUCGGGAGGGGUUGCCUCCCUUACCCGAGCGGCAAGGUGGAGAAGGACGUCAAGCAGCUGCAGAUCGGCGUCAAGUUCAAGCCGGAGACCUGCAGCACCAAGGCGCGCAACCUCGACACUGGCAUGCUGGUGGACGGCAGCGUGUUUGACUCGAGCUACGAGCGCGGCGACCCGCUGCAGUUCCGCUUGGGGCAGGGCAACGUGAUCAAGGGUGGGUGGGGGGGGCAGGGCAACGUGAUCAAGGGUGGGUGGGGGGGGCAGGGCAACGUGAUCAAGGGUGGGUGGGGGGGGCAGGGCAACGUGAUCAAGGGUGGGUGGGGGGGGCAGGGCAACGUGAUCAAGGGUGGGUGGGGGGGGCAGGGCAACGUGAUCAAGGGUGGGUGGGGGGGGCAGGGCAACGUGAUCAAGGGUGGGUGGGGGGGGCAGGGCAACGUGAUCAAGGGUGGGUGGGGGGGGCAGGGCAACGUGAUCAAGGGUGGGUGGGGGGGGCAGGGCAACGUGAUCAAGGGUGGCGUGGAAGGGGAGCUUGUGCACGCCCAAGCCCAACAUCCCUCCCUCCACUCUGCAUGUACCCCUGCCCUGCUAUGUUUUCCUCCCCCUCCUUCCCCCCCACUUCCCAUGGACCCGUGGAGCAGGUUACUCCCCCCCCUGGCCACUCCCCACUCCCCCUCUGGCCACUCCCCGUCCCGCCACUUCCCCUCAUGGCAUGCCACUCCCCCUCUUCCCACUGCCCCUCUUCCCACUGCCCCUCUUCCCACUGCCCCUCUUCCCACUCCCCCUCUUCCCACUGCCCCUCUUCCCACUCCCCCUCUUCCCACUGCCCCUGUCUGCAUGCGCUGCUUACCAUGCCGCUCCUCCUCCAUAGCUCCCAUCACGUCCCCCACACUCCACACUGCCCGUGUGCCCUCUCCCUCCUCGCGUCUGUGCUCCUCCGCAUGGCCACGCCUCACUGCCUCACAGCGCGGGGCGACGCUCAUCUUUGAGACGGAGCUGGUGGAGAUCGUGGGGGCCAAGCCCGACGACGAGCUCUGA
Molecule: messenger RNA, 1725 nt
Organism: Closterium sp. NIES-65
Lineage: Eukaryota; Viridiplantae; Streptophyta; Zygnematophyceae; Desmidiales; Closteriaceae
Source: the annotation of a GenBank genome assembly